AUGACCAUUGUAAGUCCCACACUUUUAGCAUUCAAAGAGUUUGACUAUGUCAUCGUCGGUGGCGGAACAGCUGGCCUGGUCCUAGCGGCGCGCCUGUCCGAGGAUCCGACGAUGACGGUAGGCGUACUCGAAGCCGGGAAAUCGAGACUGGGCGAUGAGAAUGUGGACAGCCCGGCGGGGGUGGGCAAUGUACUUCAUAAUCCUGAAUAUGACUGGGUUUAUCAGUCAACACCACAGGAACAAACAAUACGGUCCACCAUAUUGCCCGAGGCAAAAUGCUGGGGGGGGUCCAGCGGGAUCAAUUAUCUCGCGUAUUGUAGACCAGCAGCGCAAGACAUCGACUUCUGGGAGCAACUAGGCAAUAAAGGCUGGAAUUGGUCUGAGCUACGUCCCUAUUAUCAUCGGAGUGAGGGUCUCGACGGGAAGGCCGGACCGCCGGUCGAAAACAAGCCGGACUUCUUCGCACAUCACCCGCAGUCGCAUGGACGAACAGGACCGAUUCGGACAUCAUUUGCGCCGUGGCGGGUUCCAGUGGAAGAUUCGAUCAUCGCGGCGUUGGAUGAGCUGUCCGGGGUGCGGUCGUCGGGUGAUCCUUGGGAUGGUGAUCAUCUGGGGAUUUACGGAUCGCUGUCCGUGGUUGAUACUGGUAAUGAAGGGGGCAGUCGAAGCUAUGCCGCCACAGCAUAUUUGGCUCCCGCUAUCGACCGGCCAAACCUACACGUCUUGACAGAUGCGACAGCGUGCAGGCUUCUAGUGGAGCGAGGACGCGACGGCUUGACUGCGCGCGGGGUGGAAUUCUCCCACGAGAGUGCCAUCCACGCCGUCCACGCCAGGAGGGAAGUCAUCCUAUCCGCGGGGACGGUGUCCAGCCCUCUCCUGUUGGAGCUUUCUGGGAUCGGCGAUCCGGGUGUUCUCGGGGCUGCCGGCGUAGAAUGUCUUGUUCGAAACCCGGCGGUGGGCAACAACUUACGCGAACAUCCCAUGACCUGUAUCACGUAUGAGCUGGCAGAGGGCCAGAUCUCACUCGAUUCUCUGUUCGAUGAGUCAGCUGCUCACACUGCGAAACAGCAGCUGCUAACCACUGACGACUGCAGUGGUUCCUUCAACGGAGCCAUGGGGCUGGCUGGCUUCUUGCCGUAUACGACUCUCGUUUCGGCCAGGGAGCUCAACGAAACGGUAUCUCAAAUGAUCGGCGAUGAGACGCCCCUACCCAGUGGCGUCUCCGAAGUCGAGAAACAGGAGCUGGUCGCACGCCUGCAGAAUCCCCAAUAUGGCGCCGUGCAGGUUGUGGGCUGUCCGGCCUACUUCGAUGUGUCUGCUGGACAGAGAGACCAGAGCCAACUAAUGCGAGGCGCUCCACCGGGCCGGAAUGCUUGUUACGCCUUUCUCCUUAGUUUAGCCGCCCCGUUUUCGCAGGGUAGCUCGCACAUCACCUGCGCGGACCCAUUUGCGUCGCCCCGAAUCGAUCUGGGCCUGCUUUCCCAGUCAGUCGAUGUCCACAUCCUCGCCGGAGCUCUAGACUUUGCAGAUCGGGUCUUCCGGUCCGCGAGGGUCAUCGACAAGAUCGCGGAGCGGGUCUAUCCGCCGCCCGAGAUCGAUCUCGCAGAUCGAGAACAGGGUCGAGAGUUCGUCAGAAGCCAUACAACGGUCUUCAAUCACAUGCUAGGCACCUGCGCGAUGGGUCAUGUUGUGGAUGAGCGGCUGCGUGUGAAGGGGAUGGGCGGGCUGAGAGUGGUGGACGCGAGCGUGUUCCCCACACAAAUUUCAGGCAACAUCAUGGCCACCGUGUACGCGAUUGCAGAACGGGCUGCAGAUUUCAUUCUCAGUGAUCGCUUCGAGUAG
This is a messenger RNA of Penicillium manginii, 1842 nucleotides long. Its product is annotated as GMC family oxidoreductase. NCBI's taxonomy places the organism in Eukaryota, Fungi, Ascomycota, Eurotiomycetes, Eurotiales, Aspergillaceae. The record is from RefSeq and is a predicted model, not a curated record. Bases 1 to 1842 code for a protein of 613 amino acids. The transcript is spliced from 2 exons. Gene Ontology annotation, molecular function: oxidoreductase activity, acting on CH-OH group of donors; flavin adenine dinucleotide binding.